Molecule: messenger RNA, 621 nt
Organism: Ostertagia ostertagi
Lineage: Eukaryota; Metazoa; Nematoda; Chromadorea; Rhabditida; Trichostrongylidae
Source: the annotation of a GenBank genome assembly
AUGGAGUCAUAUUUGGCUGAAAUCCUACGAACGGAAAGUGCACUGACACCCGGUGGCAAGAACGAUGUACUCACGGACAUUGAGGCGUCAUCUAGAACGACUUCACCUCAACAUGCACUCUUCGCCACUUUAUAUGUGGGUGAAUCGCCGUUUGGACUAUACGCCAUGGACGUGUUGGUCGACAAGCACACCAUCACCUACGCGCCAAAAUACCUUGGCCCUCCGCUGCUGGAAGGACCGAGUCCUAUAGCUCUAUCGGAUGAGGAAAAAGCAAAGUUCAUUCCUCCAUCAAGGCCAAUAAUUACUAUUGAUGUGCCCGCAAUCACCCAUAAAACAACGGACGGAGAGUUCCUGCUGCUAGGAUACCAUGAAAGGCCGAUGGUAGAUCUGGGAGCGAUCUUGCCGAUUCGAUUCUCGGACACGCCAUCAUUUCCACAUAUAGUCUACAAACCGGACAAUUCUGAUAUGAAGCAGAUUUCGUCAUCAAGAAUAGAAACGUUGGAAAAUAGUCUUGUUGGGAUGCUGCUAGAGAUCUACAUCCAUCAUCCAAUUGCAUUCUUUUCGACCCUUUUCACCCUUCUCGCAUUGGCUGUUACGGUGGUUUGGAUGUGCGGAAAACAG